CCGGCUACAGUCGCCUCCCAUCCCCCCGACCCCGUCCUCUGCCGGCUACAGUCGCCUCCCGCCACGUCCCCUACUCCAGCAGAUCGACGCCGCCGCCCAGCUCGACCUCGUCCCCCGUCCCGCGGCCGUAUCCUUCCUUGGAUCGACAUGCAGGGCGACGAUGGAACAAACAAGGCGUGGACAGGGGAGAAGAGGCGCCGCAAGCACCUGCCCCCAUCUCCUGCAACUGCCCACGACCACGCGGCAGACAUGGAGGAUGCCAUCCAAGGGCACCAAGGUUCGAUUUCUCAUGCGACAGACAUGGAGCUGCUGCUCAGAACAGAUUCGGCAGAAGGAGAAAGAUACGGGCCGGACGUCCUUAUCAGCGAGGAAGGCCAUGGAGACAUGGAGGACACCAUCCAAGGGGGUCAAGAUCCGAUUCCUCAUGCGACAGAUAUGGAGGGCAUCAUCCAAGGGGGGCAAGAUCAGAUUUCUCAUGCGACAGACAUGGAGGACACCUUCCAAGCGGGCCAAGAUUAUGAUCUUCUGCUGAACACAGAGCCGGCACAAGAAGAAAGCGAGCAGCGUUUCGGGCCGCACUUCCUUAUCAGCGACGAAGACCGUGCCAAGUAUUCUCAACUUUUGCUUGCCAAUAUUCAGACGGAGGACGAUUAUCCUACUGACCUGCCACUUUAUCUGACAUGGGAGGAACGGCACAAGAUAAAAGCGCGCUUUGCACGCUAUCGCAUCGCUCAUUACAAGGUUGUAAAUCCAGAGCGCGCACGUGAACUCAAGGAACCAGAAGAAUACACUGAUGAGGAACUUCUCCGCGAGUCAUACUUUGAGGCAUUAGAGAAUGAUGAAAAUUUUGAGUGGUACACCCAUCUUGAUGACAUCCAGAACAUUGAAUUGAAUGACUACCAACGGAUUGUUCCUCGCAAUUUUCUGCCUGAUACGAGUGAAAUCCUGUACGGCUAUCACGAUGAGUACCGCUCGCGUUAUCAUACAUAUAAAAUUGAUGAUGCUUAUGUCAAGUACUAUGCAGAAAUUUCAAAGAAAAUCAAGUGGAUUGCAGAUUAUUUGCAUCUGGAUCACAGGACUAAGGAUUGGAUAAAAUGGGAUACUAGAGCAUGGAGGCAAGCAUUGAGGAUUGCAACCGGCAUUCCUCAUAUGACUGCAGAUUUAGCUGGUUAUGCUUAUGAUGAGUACAUUAUGGAGCUGAAAAUGGAUGCGUCCCUCAAGGACAUAGAUCUCCUCUAUUUUGAGAUCUGGAGGCUUGUCUAUAAAGGAUAUAGAACUUACAAAGAUGCUGUGAGGGAAGUAUAUGAGUCUGACAAUUUCCAUGUGCACAAACCAAAACUACGUGCUGAACUCAAUGGGGGCGCAUGCCUCUUUGUAACAAUGCAACAAACGAUUUACUCUAUUGCCCUGGAGGGUGGCAUUAAGCGGACUGAUGAAGAGGAAAAGGCUCGGGCUGUGUUUAAUGAGUUAUCUUUCACUAGGCAUAAAUCAAUGAACAUGGCUGACUAUGCUAAGAAGAAGGUGGAGAUAGCAGAUCAGUUGAAGUUGGACAAAAAGGGUGGAUUUGUUCCCUUUAGACCCUACGAUUGAGCAAGGAAAAAACUAGAUUUGUCCCUUUUGGCCUGAAAUGAGCCGUUGUUUUCUCAUAUAACAGCAAGACGGAAGUAUUACGAAGAUUGUAUUACAUACAUAACUAGCCCAGCUCAGCAGUCUGACAUUGUGGAUGAUGAUUGGCUCAUGUUUUUAAAUUAGUGGACAUCCCCUGUUGUAAUGUUAUUCACUAGUACGUAUGUGUGAUGCUUGGUUUGUUUUUUGUACUUGCCAUCAAUAAUAGUAAGAUAGUGGUCACAUAAUGAGCAGGUCUUUUUUGGACCUGUCUGAGUAGCAAUAUACUAGUAUUAUGCAAUGGAUGUAUGUUGGAGUGAAAGGAUCAAUCACUUGAUUCAUGUUGAAAAGUCACUUGCUGUCCCAAA
This is a messenger RNA of Hordeum vulgare subsp. vulgare (domesticated barley), 1973 nucleotides long. RefSeq lists its product as uncharacterized. Lineage: Eukaryota; Viridiplantae; Streptophyta; Magnoliopsida; Poales; Poaceae. The record is from RefSeq and is a predicted model, not a curated record. Bases 148 to 1590 code for a protein of 480 amino acids. The transcript has 11 exons.